Colletotrichum tamarilloi is the source of this 453-nucleotide messenger RNA. RefSeq lists its product as uncharacterized. The transcript has a single exon. Bases 1 to 453 code for a protein of 150 amino acids. Lineage: Eukaryota; Fungi; Ascomycota; Sordariomycetes; Glomerellales; Glomerellaceae. The record is from RefSeq and is a predicted model, not a curated record.
AUGUGGAUGUGGGUGUGCUGUCUGUGGAUGCUAGAUGCUAGAAGGCCAGGAUGCCGGAUGAUGGAUGCUGCAGCAAAGACAGUUGGAAAUCGGAAGUUGGGGGCGAGAAGUGAUGUAAGAAAAUCUACCGAUCCCUCUCCCAGAACCAGAAAAGGCUGCAUGGUGGUUUGGCUUGGAGUCACCAUUGUCGAGGAUCCCGACAUCUUUCAAUCGGCCAGCACCUAUUCCCAGUCAACCUUGAGCUGGUGUUUUGUAUCAGUACUUCCCGCGCCAGUAUCGGCUUCGUGUUACUGUCAGCUACAAGUAGAAGUUUUAACCCAAUCAUUACCACAGCUCUAUGGGCUGUACCGUGACCCAACACCUACGGCUUGUGUAUCCAAAAGAAAUAGAUGGAGAAAAAUCAACCGUAACCGCAUACCUACAGUAUCCGUACUAGGCUCUAAUACGAGCUAA